Ilex paraguariensis (yerba mate) is the source of this 2231-nucleotide messenger RNA. NCBI's taxonomy places the organism in Eukaryota, Viridiplantae, Streptophyta, Magnoliopsida, Aquifoliales, Aquifoliaceae. The record is from the annotation of a GenBank genome assembly.
ACCGACUCAGCUCAACUCAGACUCAGAAAACUCAUUAGCCCUUUAAUCCGUUAAUGGAGAGCUCACAGGACCCAAAUUUUAAACCACCAGUUCGCGCCGACGAGUCCGAGUCCGAGCUCGAUCUCUACACCAUCCCUACGCACUCCCGUUGGUUCUCUUGGGACUCUAUUCACGAAAUCGAAAGAUUCUCGUUGAGAGAAUUUUUCGAUGGGAGUUCUUUCACUCGAACCCCCAAAAUCUAUAAAGAUUACCGAGACUUCAUCAUCAAUAAGUACAGAGAAGACCCGUCGCGGAGACUCACUUUCAGCGAGGUACGUAAAUCGCUGGUAGGUGACAUUAGCUAUCUCCAGAAGGUCUUCUCUUUGCUUGAAAAAUGGGGGUUGAUCAAUUUUGAUGCUGCAACGGCGGCGGCGGCGUCUGGUGAUGGGGAUAGAGAGGAUGAGAGGUGGAAUGUUAGGGUUGAGGAAGGGGUUCCACAUGGAGUCAGGGUCGUGGCGGUUCCGAAUUCCUUGAAGCCGGUUUCGUUGCCGCCAAGUGUGGGUGUUGGGGAGAGUGGUGGUGAUUUGGUGGAGAAUGGGUUUAAAUUUCCGCCUUUGGCUUCGUUUUCGGAUGUUUAUGGCGAGUUGAUGAAGCAACGAAAGGGUAUCUUUUGUGGGAAUUGUAAAGAGCUGUGCAAUUCGGGACACUAUGAAUAUAUAAAGCAGGAAGGAAGUCUCAGUAUUUGUGUGACAUGCUUUAAAAACGGAAUCUAUGGGGAGAGCAAGUCUGGGGAUGAUUUCAAGUUCAUUGACUGCGUUUUAGACAGUGGUGACCAUGGAGCAGUUUGGACUGAAGCAGAAACUUUACUUCUUUUAGAAUCUGUUUUGAAGCAUGGAGAUGACUGGGAGCUUGUCACUCAAAAUGUUCAAACAAAGAGUAAGCUGGACUGUAUUUUAAAGCUUAUACAGCUACCUUUUGGGGACCUUAUGUUGGGAUCUGCCCAUGGAAAGGCAAGACUUUGGGAUUCCAAUGGCAACGUAAGCGGUGUCAAGCAACUACAGUUCACUUCAAGCAAGUCUCAAGAGAGUGUCAAAACAGAUGACGAUGAGCUUAAGGUUGAGACUCAGCAGAUUGGAGAUGCCGAGAAUGAAGGUCCUCCACCAAAGAGAGUAUGCACUGCUCCAAUAUCAGAUACCAGUAGUACACUGAUGAAACAGGCCGCUCAUAUCUCUACCAUGGUUGGGUCACAUAUCACAGCUUCUGCAGCUGAGGCAGCCGUUACAGCCCUUUGCUAUGAAAACCAAUGUACAAGGGAAAUAUUUGAUGGUGAUGAUGAUGCUGGUGAUGAGUUAGGAUCUUCCCUUCAAAAUAACGAGAAAGAGAGAGCCCUUGAGGUUGAAGAAUCAGAGAUGGAGGAAAGGCCCACGCAAUCAGAAAAUCAGGAGACAUCUCUCAAGAAGGAUGUUAUCCCCUUGACUUUACGGAUGAGAGCUGCAACUGCAACGGCUCUGGGUGCUGCUGCUGCUCAUGCCAAGUUAUUGGCAGAUCAGGAAGACAGAGAAAUAGAACAUUUAGUGGCAACUAUACUCGACACACAGGUAAGUUAUACUUUUUGUCGGAUUCCUACGCAAUUACACAAGCGAUUUAAUGCAAUAAUGAGUCAGAGCCAUGAGAAAGUGAACUUACCCUCCACCUUAAAAUCCUAUGCGGAUAACUGCUCUAGUUGGUCAUCUUAUUUUAUUUAGUUUUUUUUUCCUUCAAUGAAAUGCCAUUUUUUAAGUACACAGACCUUGAUGUUUAUUCUUUGAUGAAUGCAUGCAUAGUUGAAGAAAAUGCACCACAAAAUCAAGCAUUUUGAAGAUUUGGAGCUGAUAAUGGAAAAGGAACACUCACAAAUGGAGGAACUGGAAGAGUCUCUCAUAGAAGAGCGGAUAAAAGUCUUACAAAGGGUAUUCAAUACUGGGAUGCCUGGAUUGAGGGAUCACACUUUUGUAAAGUCUCAGACAGGCACUGUACUCUGAAGGUAUCUAAUUUAAAAUGUAAGGAAGUUAUGUAGGAGAUUCAUCAUAAACAUGUCAGGCUUCCCAUAGUAUGUAGCUUGUUUAGUACAUCAUUCUUUGCUGCAGACAAUUGUUGUAGAUCAAUUUCUUUUACUUUCACGUGUUUCUCUUUUAGUUGCUUAUAGUUGUAAUGUUCUUGGGAACAUAUCAUACUUGCACUUCUAAUUAUGAAAUGUAAACCAGCUCAUAUUU